This is a messenger RNA of Exophiala bonariae, 876 nucleotides long. RefSeq lists its product as uncharacterized. The record is from RefSeq and is a predicted model, not a curated record. Gene Ontology annotation, cellular component: chromatin. The transcript has a single exon. Bases 1 to 876 code for a protein of 291 amino acids. Gene Ontology annotation, molecular function: zinc ion binding; DNA-binding transcription factor activity, RNA polymerase II-specific; RNA polymerase II cis-regulatory region sequence-specific DNA binding. Gene Ontology annotation, biological process: regulation of transcription by RNA polymerase II; DNA-templated transcription. Lineage: Eukaryota; Fungi; Ascomycota; Eurotiomycetes; Chaetothyriales; Herpotrichiellaceae.
AUGAGCCGCGACGCCAUUCCCAUUCAGCACUUACUCAACCCAGACGGGAUCGUUGGCUCAUUCCCAAUUCGAGAUAAUCAAACUUCUCCAUAUCUCGAAGAGGAGGAAGGCACAGUUGUCGAGCCCGAAAAUUGUUCAGAAACGUCGCAUUGGAGCGAAGAUUAUGAUCGAAGCGAUGUCUUCGCUGGCGGCGCCAUGCCUGGUUAUGACGGUGUCAAUUUCGAUUCAUUCUUUGGAGGAUUCGAGACGCUGACCUUUGGCACCUACCCACUCAACGCCGAUCUUGGAGACUUGACCAGUACCGCAGGGUUGUUUCCUAGCUCGGCUUUAGACCUCGAGCCUCGCGCGUUUGAGAUCAGGCAAAUCCUGAUAAAUACAACGGCCAGCCUUGCCAAUCAAUAUCCCGAAAAUCAAAGCAUGAGUCCAGAGAUCUACUCCGCCAUAGAACUGAUCACGCAUGUGGAACUCGACCAUUGUAUAUCGCUUUUCUUUGGCAAUUAUUACCGACAUUGUCCAAUAUUGCAUCGUCCUUCAUUUCAACCCGCACUGGUUCCCAUACAUCUCCUUAUCGCCAUCUCUGCGUUAGGUGCGAUGUAUUCUUCCGAUCCACGCAAAGUUGCAUCCUGGAAGACCUUGUUGGACGUCAUUGAAGCCUACAUAUUUAACUGCUCAGGAUUCAGAGAGGAGUAUAUCGGGAGUAUCAACCUAGCAGAGGCUCCAGAUGAGGACACCCUCUACUAUCAGUUUCAGAUGUUUCAAGGUGCCUACCUGAUGAUUAUAGUUCAGUACUUCUCGGGGAAUCUGGCAGGCCGCCGCAGGGCGAGGAGGGAGCGUUAUAUGAGGACCCUAAAUGUAUGUGACGAGCCCAAUCUGUGA